AGCGUGGCCUCCAUUUGCCCUAUAAGCUUUUGUGAUCUUCCCCAUCGCCGCAUCGCAUUCUCCGAUUCGAAGCUCUCUGCUCGCUCGCGUCGCAGCCAUGGCGAAGAACUACCCGACCGUGAGCACCGAGUACCAGGAGGCCAUUGAGAAGGCCAGGUGCAAGCUCCGCGCCCUCUUCGCCGAGAAGAGCUGCGCCCCUCUCAUGCUCCGCCUCGCGUGGCACUCGGCGGGGACGUUCGACGUGUCGACGAAGACCGGGGGCCCCUUCGGGACGAUGAAGAACCCAGCGGAGCAGGCGCACGGCGCCAACGCGGGGCUGGACAUCGCGGUGCGGAUGCUCGAGCCUGUUAAGGACGAGUUCUCCAUCCUCUCCUACGCCGAUCUGUACCAGCUUGCGGGAGUUGUGGCCGUGGAAGUGACCGGUGGACCUGAGAUCCCCUUCCACCCUGGGAGGGAGGACAAGCCUCAGCCCCCACCUGAGGGCCGCCUUCCUGAUGCUACUAAGGGUACUGACCACCUUAGGCAAGUGUUCGGCAAGCAGAUGGGCUUGAGCGAUAAGGACAUUGUUGCCCUCUCUGGUGGCCACACCUUGGGAAGGUGCCACAAGGAGCGGUCUGGUUUUGAGGGGCCUUGGACUAGAAACCCAUUGCUCUUUGACAACUCUUACUUCAAGGAGCUUCUGAUUGGUGACAAGGAGGGCCUCCUUCAGCUCCCAAGUGACAAAGCCCUACUGAACGACCCUGUCUUCCGCCCUCUAGUGGAGAAAUAUGCUGCGGAUGAGAAAGCUUUCUUCGAUGACUACAAGGAGGCCCACCUCAAGCUCUCCGAACUGGGGUUUGCUGAUGCGUAAAAAGUGUGCCCUAAGGCUACUGCUGCUGCUAGGAUGGGAUCGUGUAAUCUUGUUUUGCGUCUAGAGCCAGUGUGAACCAGCAGACUACCAAGUUCAUCUCUAAUAAAUCUGUCGCCCUGAGGCCAUCAUCCCUAGUACUUUGUUGAUAGUUCAAUGGGCCAUAUAGCUAGACUUGGAUGCUGUAUGCCGCUGAAACUACUAGAUCUAUCUUGUAAGAUGCAGUACGUUGUUGUGCCUUCUGCUUAAUCCAUGCUUGCAUGUGUCCUGUUCUUGGA
Phragmites australis (common reed) is the source of this 1125-nucleotide messenger RNA. Its product is annotated as L-ascorbate peroxidase 1, cytosolic-like. The record is from RefSeq and is a predicted model, not a curated record. Bases 98 to 850 code for a protein of 250 amino acids. Gene Ontology annotation, biological process: hydrogen peroxide catabolic process; response to reactive oxygen species; cellular response to oxidative stress. The transcript has 9 exons. Gene Ontology annotation, molecular function: heme binding; peroxidase activity. Lineage: Eukaryota; Viridiplantae; Streptophyta; Magnoliopsida; Poales; Poaceae.